Messenger RNA from Pantherophis guttatus, 1349 nucleotides. NCBI's taxonomy places the organism in Eukaryota, Metazoa, Chordata, Lepidosauria, Squamata, Colubridae. The record is from RefSeq and is a predicted model, not a curated record.
UCCUUUUCCUGUAGCUCCUUUGGAUAAACCUUUUAGUUUGGUGUUGCCGUUCUUGAAUUUUGCUGGGCGAAUCUCAACAGUUCGGAAAGAACAAAGAUGCCAAUAUAACAACACUGGACAACCGAGAAUAAGAAGCAACAUUGAAAAGCAAAGCAAAUUGAAGCAGAAAUAAAAAAAUAUUUUCCAUUUCCUUCAGAAAGUUUAUUGUGGAAAAAGUACAGAGUUCAAAUCACAAGAGGAUCCACACUGGAGAUCAGCCAUAUAAAUCCUCUGAAUGUGGCAAAAGCUUUGGUCAGAAUAGCUCCCUUGUGAUUCAUAGAAGUAUCCACAUAGGACAGAUGACCUACAACUGCUCCCAAUGUGGUAAAUGCUUUCGCAAGCAUGACAACUUUGUGAUACAUCAGCAGACUCACACCAGGGAGAAGCCAUACAAGUGUCCAGAUUGUGGGAAAAGUUUCACUGCAAAUUCCCACCUGGUGAUACACCAGAGGACUCACAAAGGAGAGAAACCCUUUGAAUGUCCUGCAUGUGGGAAAAGCUUCAGUCAAAAUUCACACCUGGUGAUACACCAGAGGACUCACACAAGAGAGAAACCCUUUGAAUGUCCUGAGUGUGGGAAAAGUUUCAGUCAGAAUUCCCACCUGGUGAUACACCAGAGGACUCACACAAGAGAGAAACCCUUUGAAUGUCCUGAUUGUGGGAAAGGUUUCAGUGUCAAUUCCAGCCUGCUGAUACACCAGAGGAUUCACACAGAAGAGAAACCCUUCGAAUGUCCUGAGUGUGGGAAAAGUUUCAGUCAGAGUUCCCACCUCAUUGGCCACCAGAGGACUCACACAGGAGAGAAACCCUUCGAAUGUCCUGAGUGUGGGAAAAGUUUCAGUCAGAGUUCCCACCUCAUUGGCCACCAGAGGACUCACACAGGAGAGAAACCCUUCGAAUGUCCUGAGUGUGGGAAAAGUUUCAGUCAGAGUUCCCACCUCAUUGGCCACCAGAGGACUCACACAGGAGAGAAACCCUUCGAAUGUCCUGAGUGUGGGAAAAGUUUCAGUCAGAGUUCCCACCUCAUUGGCCACCAGAGGACUCACACGGAGAGAAACCCUUUGAAUGUCCUGAUUGUGGAGAAAGUUUCAUUGCAAAUUCCCACCUGGUUAAACACCAGAGAAUUCACACAGGGGAGAAACCCUUUGAAUGUCCUGAAUGUGGGAAAAAUUUCAGUCGGAAUGACCACCUAGUGAUACACCAGAGGAUUCACACAGGAGAGAAACCCUUCAAAUGUCCUGAGUGUGGGAAAAGUUUCAGUCAGAAUUCCAGCCUGAUGAAACACCAGAGGACUCACACAGGAGAGAAAC